Paramisgurnus dabryanus is the source of this 1298-nucleotide messenger RNA. RefSeq lists its product as uncharacterized. Lineage: Eukaryota; Metazoa; Chordata; Actinopteri; Cypriniformes; Cobitidae. The record is from RefSeq and is a predicted model, not a curated record.
UUGUGUCUUGCAUAUAAAGCAUUCUGCAGAAGUGUGUGUGGAUCUAAACAGCAAAACUAUAAUGGAGCUGAGUACAAUGUUGAUCUGUGUUGUAGCUUACCUGACUUUUCAACAUGGAGCUCAGGCGGUGACUGAGUAUGAACCUGUUGCUAAACAUACACUCAAGUUGACCCUAAAGCCACCAAUGCAGACAGAUAUAUUCCUCUUCAGUAAUGUGAUCUUACAGGCUGUUGUUUCUGGAAAUGAAUACAAAGCUGUGGAAGAUGCCUCCGUGUCAUGCGAAGUGGAAAAUGAAGCUUUAACCUUAAAUAAAGCUGAAAUUCAAUCACAAGACAAUUCACAGUUUCAGAACUUCCACAAUGUCACUUUAAACAGAGAUAAAUGGUUUGCUGGUAAAAUGGUCACAUGUACUAUCAGUGACAAAAACAUAAAGCAGGAGAUCAGUUUUAAUAAAGGAGAUUCAAAGAAACCCAGUGUAGUCUUAUAUGAACAACAAAGUGACAGCACAAACCUUCCACACAUCUCUCUGGUAUGUGAGGUCAGCAGCCCUCAACUUGGUGAUGUUUAUAUUAUGUGGAAAGUAGAUAAUGGAAAAUAUGAGGAGGGUUAUACAAGUACUCCAAUCCGUCGGAAGCACUCCACAUCUGUCAUCAGCUUAUUUGAAGUGUCUGAUAAACAAUAUGAAGAAUCCUCAAUCCACUGUGCAGUCCUGCAUGCCAACAUGGACAAUACAAGAUCACCAUUAAUAAUGCCAGCACGGAAAAGUAAACCAUCAUGUCAUCCUUGUCCUGCUUGCCCUGCUGAUUAUAUUUCAUGAUUUUUUCAAUGUGAUUAUGUUUUAUCUCACUUAAAUGAUCUGACAUGCUUUUGUCCUAUUGCUCUUAUUAUGUUACAGUAUGUAACUUUGAUCUUUUGUCAUGUGCUAAUCCCAAAUCAUGUGCUUACACAUAAAGGAAACCAUUCUGAUAUUAAAAUAUUUUCUCUCACUCCUCUGCAGUGGAGGCUGGCGCAAAACAAACUCAAAAUCAAACUUUUACCGUAGUUAUGCAGGUUUGUAAAUUGUCAUUUAUCAAGUGAUGAUGUAUCAUUACUGCUUAGCUAAAAUGAUGAAAAUUUACUGUUGAAUUCAUCUGUUAAAGCAUGAAAUAAAUGUACUAUAAAUCUGUGAAUUUGAGUAUAAUGUGGGUUUAUUAUCAGUAAUGACUUAAUAAAGGUAAUCAUUCACAUACACUAUUCACACACUAUAAAACUACACAUUUGCACCUAAAGAAUGCAUAUUAGUACCUCAAAAAGACAUA